Molecule: messenger RNA, 1957 nt
Organism: Tribolium castaneum (red flour beetle)
Lineage: Eukaryota; Metazoa; Arthropoda; Insecta; Coleoptera; Tenebrionidae
Product: putative ankyrin repeat protein RF_0381
Exons: 5
Coding region: 441-1826 (461 amino acids)
Molecular function (GO): protein binding
Source: RefSeq, a predicted model, not a curated record
AAAACUAGAAAAUUAAAAACAUAUAGCAAACCCUAUAUUUUUGGCUGAUGUGUUCUUCCAAGAAUGCGUUCGAUUUGAUCCGGAAAAUCAAAAGAUCCAACGGAAAAAAUACAGGAAAUAUAGCCGAUCAUUAGAUUCGACUUGCCCUGAAUCUAGUGGAUUUAACGUUGAAGAGAUUUUUUAGGUGGCCACUGGACCACCCGGGCCCACCUUUAGUUCCGCCACUGGUUCACAACAACAUUUUGCUGAGUUAAAUUCAGAGAAGAAAAAGCAAAGAUACACACUGGGGUUCUGUGAAUUUAGAAUACUUCAGGUUCUGCUGUUGAUUUGUCUCAGAUUGCACUGAUUGCAGUUUCUUGCAGUCAAAACAAAAUUCCAUUAAACAGCCGACGUUAUCGUUUUUUGUCACUUCUUUUGUGCGCUGAAAAAGGAAAGGUGCAAUGGCUAGGGCAACUGAUCAGGAAACGGAUGCAUUCAUUUAUGCGAUUGAAAAAGGAGAUUUAAAUGGAGUUCGGAGUUACGUAUCAAAAAAGUUUAACUUAAAUUUCACUUAUCAGUGGAAAAAAUAUGAUCGUAUGUAUUUGACACCACUUAUGGUCGCUAUAAAUGCGAAAAAAAUCGAUGUAAUAGAGUAUUUAAUAGAAAACGGUGCCGAGGUUAAUUAUAAAACUAGAGGCGUAUGUGCACCUUUACACUAUGCAAUUUACAAACAGUGUCCACUAGAUAUUGUAAAGCUGCUUAUAAAUAAUAAUGCAGAUGUAAAUUUACUUGCAAGAUAUAAAUAUUAUUUGGAAAAUAUAAAAUUCACACCAAUUUGGUUAUCCAUUAUGGAAGCUUAUUUUGAAGCUGCUAAACUUCUAAUUAGUUCAGGAGCUGACAUGUGUUUAAAGAAUUCUGAUGGAACAACUGCUCUAACCCUUGCUCAAAAAUAUAAUCUAACAGAAAUAUUGGAUUAUUAUUUUACACCUCUUGGAUACGCAAUUUUUACCAAAAAAAUAGAUCAAGCCCGAAAACUUUUAGAAGAUGGUGCUGAUGUCUGUAACAAGGGUGCAAGUAACAAAACCCCUCUUGUGCUAGCUGUUGAACAGGGUAAUUUAGAAGCAGUCAAACUUUUAUUCGAAUUUGGAGCAGCUUUAACGAUGCAAAAUGCUUUAUUGGAGGCCAUAAAUGUGGGUAAUGUGGAGAUAAUUAAUUUUUUCAUUGAAAAUAAUGUUGCAAUUAAUUGCAAAUAUCGAGACGGAAUCACACCUCUAAUCAGAGCUGUGCAGAAAAGAAAUUUCGAAGUGGUCAAGAUUUUAGUCGAAAGUGGUGCCGACGUCAAUUUUACAGAUGGUCAAGGUUUUUAUCCACUGUUUGACGCCUUGAAGCUUGACGACUGCGAAAUUGCCAAGUAUUUAAUAAGCAAGGGAGCGAAAAUGGAUUGCAAAUGUCUGAUGCAAGAUCAUUUUCAAUGUGUCAAGAAUCUAAUGAAGAUGGAAGUUGAACUGAAGAGCGUUUUUUUGGGCAAUUUCGAAACUUCUACUUUGCUCAAAGCUGUUGAAACUGGAAAUCUACUUUUUGUUAAGUAUCUUUUGGAACAAGGACUUUCUACAAAGUUGUACGAUAAAAAUGGAAAAAAUCCUCUUGCCGUAGCUGCAAAAAAUCGCAGUUUCCCAAUUGUUGCGAUUUUAAUCUAUGCUGGUGCUGAUGUUGAUUCAGCCAAAGAAGAAUUGGAGGAAUUUGCCAAUGAAAAUGACGACUUUUAUCUUUAUUAUCAGGAUUUGAAACCAAGGACUAAACCCAAAUCUCAAGGUCUUGGUGAGGGACUUCACGAAGCUUCAGAAUAAACAGUGGGCUUUAUACGAAGAUAAUAUUACUUUAAACGUUUUCGAGUUUUUUGUUCUUUAGUUUUUUUAAUGAGAAAACCAUUUUCAUUUUGUAUUACCUACACAUUAACAAUAAAUAUUCAUUAAGCAGU